Messenger RNA from Penicillium waksmanii, 879 nucleotides. RefSeq names its product enoyl-CoA hydratase echA (gene echA). Lineage: Eukaryota; Fungi; Ascomycota; Eurotiomycetes; Eurotiales; Aspergillaceae. Gene Ontology annotation, cellular component: mitochondrion. The transcript has 4 exons. Gene Ontology annotation, molecular function: enoyl-CoA hydratase activity. The coding region runs from base 1 to 879 and encodes 292 amino acids. The record is from RefSeq and is a predicted model, not a curated record. Gene Ontology annotation, biological process: fatty acid beta-oxidation.
AUGUUUGCUCGUCGCUGUGCUCGCUUGGCUACUUCUCGGACCUCCAUCCCUCUGAGCUCCUACCUGGCUCGCGUGCGCCCGUAUUCCUCUGGCCCGAGCUAUGAGCACAUCCUCACCGAGACCCCGAAGCCCGGGGUUGGUCUCAUCACCCUGAACCGACCGAAGGCCCUGAAUGCCCUGUCCAGUCCUCUGUUCAAGGAGCUUAACGAUGCGCUGAGCAAGUACGAUAACGACAAGGAUAUCGGUGCAAUUAUCAUCACCGGAAGUGAGAAGGCAUUCGCUGCCGGCGCCGACAUCAAGGAAAUGGCUCCCCUCAGCUUCGCCGCUGCCUACUCCGACAACUUCAUCGCUCCUUGGUCUCACCUUGCCAACGCAAUUCGCAAGCCCGUCAUCGCGGCUGUCUCCGGCUAUGCUCUCGGCGGUGGCUGCGAGCUGGCGCUGAUGUGUGACAUCCUUUACUGCACCGCGAACGCGACUUUCGGACAACCGGAGAUCAAGCUGGGCACCAUUCCCGGCGCGGGUGGCUCGCAGCGUCUCACCCGAGCUGUUGGCAAGAGCAAGGCGAUGGAGCUCAUUCUCACCGGCAAGAACUUCAGUGGCAAGGAAGCUGGUGAGUGGGGUGUCGCCGCUCAGGUGAUCGACGGUGGAAAGGACGAGCUUCUGGCGACUGCUCUCAAGACCGCAGAGACUAUUGCCGGCUAUGGCCGUGUCUCUGUCAUUGCUGGUAAAGAGGUCGUCAACAAGAGCCAAGAGUUGUCGCUGCGUGAGGGUGUCGAGUAUGAGCGUCGUUUGUUCCACUCCUUGUUUGGAAGCAAGGACCAGAAGAUCGGCAUGACUGCAUUCGCAGAGAAGAAGAAGCCCGACUGGUCGAACGAGUAG